CGGCUCCGGGCGCGAUAACGGGCAGCGCUUUAUUCUAAGGGCACCGCGCGAUGGGCGGGCGGCGCCCAACCCGCCUCCGGUCUGCCGCCUCCUCGGAAAGACGGCGUUAAUGCAAGCUCCGAGCAACAAGCUACCGGUGCCGGGGUCCGGCUGCUCUUCUUGUUCUUUUCCACUGGACUCCCAACGCUUUUUUUUUUGAUGCUUUAGAUUCAAGCCGGGCGUGACCGUCACCAACAGAGUGCAUGUUUGAUGGCUGCUACACCAGCUUUUACUUCUACAAAGGGAUCCUGAGCAAUAAGAGAGGGAAGAGUUCGCUCACAUAAUCUUUUUAGAAAGGGAAAGAGCAGCGUUGUGGGGUUUUUUUUAUUUUUUCCUGUUCUUCUGCUCGGAUUUCGUUUUUAAACUUGACGGAAAUGGCAACAGCCGCCUGUGUGGAUCACUUUGCAGCAGAGUGCCUUGUUUCUAUGUCCAGUCGCGCUGUUAUCCAUAGUCCCAAAGGAGAGCCCGAUCCCCCACCUGAUGCGGCGAUACCUCCUUCGUCAAACGGAGACGAUGAGUGGGAGGUCAGGGAACCUGGGAGAGACAACGGCUCCUCAGUACUUGUGGUCGCCAGCAUUUUAGCAGACCUGAACCAGCAUGUCCCAAACUCACCCGCUCUGAGGAAGGAAAAAGCAGAGACCUUUGAUAUCACUGAGAAAAUACACAUUUCUAUCGCUCCUACGGACUUUGGGGAAGAAAGUGUGUCUUCGGCUGGUAAGCGUGGAGGAGGAAGAGCAGCCACACCUACGAGCCUGGCUGCAGUAACUGAGCCAAGCCCCAGACAAAAGAACAAACGCACGAGAAGCUGGACUGACCCCGGAUCACCCCAGAAAAGGCACAAAUGCCACUAUGUGGAGUGUGAUAAAGUUUAUGGCAAAUCUUCCCAUCUUAAAGCUCAUCUAAGGACCCACACAGGUGAGCGGCCUUUUGAAUGCAGCUGGCAAGGAUGCAACAAGAAGUUUGCUCGCUCCGAUGAGCUUGCUCGCCAUUACCGCACUCACACUGGAGAAAAGAAGUUCAGCUGUCCUCUCUGUGAGAAACGCUUCAUGCGCAGCGACCACCUGACAAAGCAUGCGCGCCGCCACGCCGAUUUCCACCCCAGCAUGCUCAAGAGGCGAAGCGGAACCAGUUCCAGGACAGGCUCUGUCAGUGACUAUAGCCGCUCCGAUGCCUCAAGCCCAACGAUUAGCCCUGCCAGUUCCCCAUAGACCUGCCUGCACUGGAUGUCAACACUUUGCCUCUAAUACCCAACGUGGAGUUUUAUUUGUGUCGCACACGUUUAAAAAUAACUCUGUCGCUUCCCCUCCUCAGUUCUCCACCUCCCUUUAAAAAAAAAAACCCUUAAAAUAUCAGUAAGCAGCUGCCUCCCACUGCAAUUUCUACUCAAUUUUUCUUUACCCAACCACACAAGUGGCUAUUCUAACCUCAUGGAUGGAUGGACUUAACGUGUUCCACUUAGUGACUCCUGCUGUCUCAAUAUUUCAUAUACUUUGCAACCAUUUAUGGAUCCUCUUGAUUAUUCUUUAUAAGAAAAUGGGAAAAUCUAAAAAAAAGGAAAAAAAAAAAAAGUCCCCCUUAAUUCACCUCAGGUGUCAAAGUAGUUUUUUAAACCGGAUUGCACAGCAUGAGCAGACAUACAUUUACAAAUUAACUGUGCCGGACUGUCCCCCCCUCCUCGUUUCUCAGGGAUGGAUAUUUAUGUUACAGAAUAUUCCAAUGAAGACACAUCCUAACCGCAGCCUUACUCUGUAAAUAUAUUUGCACUCAGAAGCUUUUUGUUAGGUUCUUUCACACACUGGGGAAAAAUAAAAAACAAACAACACAAUAACCAAAUCAGUACUGGAAUGUCAUACCAGACCCUUCCAUGGUUUGUUUUCCCGUAUAUACCUGGAUUGGGGAGUGUCCAGACAGGAGUCUUGUCUUUCUUCAAGCUGCCAUCUGCUCUUGAUAGCAAGAGGUCUUUUCACUUCAUGCUGAAGAUGCUCCAAACCCAACUUCCUACUGCAAAAAUCUCGAUGAGGUUGAACUUGUUUGUUUGUUUCAUAAAAUUCUGAGGAAAAAAAAAAAAUCGGAAUGAGAUGCCUUAUAUUUACACUGGUAACAUUUUAUUGCAAGGUGGCAUGGAAUCUCAGAGGCGUUCUGCCAUCACUUCCCAAGUUAUUAAGCUCUCUGCACUGCCUGUUCAGUAUGGGACCAACAGAAUAUUCAAAUCAACCACACUGACUUGAACAAUUUUCUUCAUUCUUUUUUUCCUUUUUUUAAUGAACUAUGGGAAUAGCAUCGCUGAACCAAUGCCCGCCAAAACUUGUAUCAAGGUACUUACCUACUGUACAGCUCUAUCUUAGAAAGAUGUAUUGGCUAAGAUGUGGUUUCUGUAUCCUGUUGCAUCACAAUCAUCGUCACUGAUAAAAGGAAGCAAAACUCAUAAGGUGUCUUCUGGCUGGAAAAAAUAAAAUAGGGAUUUUUAAGUUUUAAAAUAAAAAGACGUUUUAGCCCAGCACUACUGCAAGUUUCUAAAAAAUACACAAACCAGCAUGAAUAAGGUGCUUUCAUUUCUGAGUAACUGUUUGAUAACAGAAAAGGAAUCUUGGUUAGCUUUCAAUGUCUCAAACAUUUGACACUAAACCGCCAGGCGGAGCGCCAGGACAAAGGGGUUAUCUUUUAUGUGGGAGAAAAUAUAGCAAAAGACCAGGAGCAUUGUGAUGAACUUGAGACCUCCUUGGCAGCAAACCCACUUUCUUUGGUUUGUCUGGGUCUGAUGGUGCGUAUUAUGAAUUCAGGUCCUACUGAUUCUGGAAUUCUGGGGGGUUUCUUGUUUUCACCGUAGGGUAUAAAUGCAGUUAAGUGUAGUUUGGUGAAAAGAGGCUCUCUAGGCCAAGCCUGCCGCUCAACGCCAAGUGAACACCUCCACAUUCCAAAUGAGCCUGGAGCUCAGCACUGCUUUGCAUUGAUCCAAUUCUGCGAGUUGUUAUCCUCCUGUGUAUUAACUGUGAGAGGCCAAUACAGAUUUCCAAGGAGUUCCAUAGGUACUUCUAUACUAUUUAUAUUAUUACUAAAAUACUACGCAUUCUAUUAGUUGUACAGAUAAAUACUUAAAAACAGUUCAAAGUGCAGCAUUUCAGGUUCUUUUUAUGUUCAUUUACUUCAGAUUUCACCUCUAUAAAAUACACAAUUUUCUCAUUUUGAAUUGGAAAUCACGUGAGGCACAAUUGUAAGGGUUUUUUUUUCAAGAUGACAAAUCUUGUUGAGGUUGUGACGAGUUGUCCAACGGCAGUGAGUCAGGGCAAGGCAGAUCUCUUUGCCUCCAGAGAGUUCCUUUUUUUUUCUCCUCAAUAAUCUCAUCUACUCGGAUACAUGAUUUUAACAACUUGGUACAAUUCAGGUAACGGGAUUCACAUUCCAAUCAUUUCUGUGACCGCUAAAAGUGCUCUUGUCCUGUAGUUAGUAAAGAGGCACUUAAAAUAUCUAAAGGAAUUCUACAGGUCAGCUGUGUCUUGUGCGCAUACUUUGAAACAGGUCAUAAACACACUUCUCAUUGUGAUUCUAUCGUAAGAGAGGGAUAUAGAGGGGGGAGGGAAAUACCAGAACCCAAAGGAGAACUAAGCAUCAGCUAAAAUCACAGGCUUUAUGUUCUAAGCUCAGUUUGCUGUAAAAUAAUCUUUUCCAACAAGCGCAUCAUUCAAUCUUUAGCAAAGGAGGAACCGCUCCAGUCCAGUUAUUUAGGGCAUAAUUCAGCGUGAAUCAGCAGGUGCAUCACAAACAAGUUGUGUCAAUAGCCUGGAGGAAGAAUAUUCGCAUCAGGUUUUAUUAAUACCGAGAGAGGGAGAUAUAAAGGUUAUGGGACAACCUAUUCUGAGUGACAUUAGAACCAUAUAAGCUUUAACUCAGAUGGUAAACUAAGCAUUUUAGGUGAAUUCCUCAGAGAUAUCACAAAUUAUUCUCCAAGAAAUAAUUCUCCAAAAGAAAUGAUUCACAGUCGUGUCCGGUUCAGCCAAUUCAUCUAAUGAGAAGGCUGUGAGAGAGAGUCUAUACAGACAGCACAGCUACACUUUCAAGAAAUUCUCUGAAACUUGUUAUUAAAAUGUAAAUCUUCAGAGUGUGUUAGGCUGACAGUCAAUUUACUGCUUUAAAAUCCUAGCUGGACCUCAACUAUCUCCAUUAAAUGUUUAAUACUCGAUAACUUUAGGAGAAAAUAAUUAAUUCCAAACCACUGGUAUUUUCCUAAACCGAAUGUGAACAAAACUCCUCUUAAUAUUUUCACAUGGAAAAAGAGUGUUUGGGGUUUUGCUAGACAAGAAGCAGAAGCACCAGCAAGCUCAUAAAACUCCAUUCUUAUCGUGGCUCCUCCUGAGUUAUGCAGAUAAGAGAAGUGAACAGCUCCAAUUAUGUUUAGCAAUCUGGGUGCUUCUCCAGACUAACGCUCAGAUUUUUACCCUUUUAUUGUUUCACACAGCCGUGUGA
Molecule: messenger RNA, 4500 nt
Organism: Cuculus canorus (common cuckoo)
Lineage: Eukaryota; Metazoa; Chordata; Aves; Cuculiformes; Cuculidae
Gene: KLF13
Product: KLF transcription factor 13
Exons: 2
Coding region: 414-1247 (277 amino acids)
Biological process (GO): regulation of transcription by RNA polymerase II
Molecular function (GO): RNA polymerase II cis-regulatory region sequence-specific DNA binding; DNA-binding transcription factor activity, RNA polymerase II-specific
Source: RefSeq, a predicted model, not a curated record